Phyllotreta striolata is the source of this 213-nucleotide messenger RNA. The record is from the annotation of a GenBank genome assembly. NCBI's taxonomy places the organism in Eukaryota, Metazoa, Arthropoda, Insecta, Coleoptera, Chrysomelidae.
AUGGAUAAUAAUCCGCCGCAAGUGGUGGUGGUGUCGCCCGCGCCGUCGAGGAUUCCUCCUGGCAGUUGCCCAAUGUGCUAUAAUACGAAUUGGUCGACAACAUUCACGUGCUGCGGCUGGUGCUGGCUGUUCCUGUGCUUCCCCUUCGGCAUCAUUUGCUGUUGCUGCUUGAGGAAGAAGAAAUGCUCGAAAUGCGGCUUCAUGGUUAACUAA